Messenger RNA from Juglans microcarpa x Juglans regia, 1590 nucleotides. RefSeq lists its product as uncharacterized. The transcript has a single exon. The record is from RefSeq and is a predicted model, not a curated record. NCBI's taxonomy places the organism in Eukaryota, Viridiplantae, Streptophyta, Magnoliopsida, Fagales, Juglandaceae. The coding region runs from base 405 to 1364 and encodes 319 amino acids.
AAAUCACUCUCAGCUUCCUCGUAAAUAAGAUGAGAUGUGGUUCUUUCUAAGUUGUUUUCAUUUUCGAAGACUGCCUUUCCUUCCCGUAACGUAAUUAACUGCUACCGGAUUCUACUUUAAAAGCAGCCGGGGAUUCUUUCUCAAUUUUCUCUCCUAUUAUUUAUGGCUGCCUCUCUCAUCUUUCGUAAAGGCUACAAAAUGCUCAUCGCGUUCCCUCAACGCCCACAAGCACUCUCACUUUUCUGAACAAAGAGUCUCUGCUCUCUCUCUCUCUCUCUCGGGGGCCAAGCAGGAACAAGAACUCGAGAACGCAAACCUCUCUGUGAGAUCUCUCCGCUCAUUUCGUCUCUACUGGGCACGAAUUAGUUACUCCUAUAUGUGUGUGCAAGUGUGAGCGAGAGUAAAUGAGGUGUAAGAAGCAUACCUCCGACCUCAGCAGCACCGUCGGCGUAUGCGCUUCUUGUCUCAGCGACCGACUCUUAGUCCUCAUCGCCGCGCAGGCCCAGGCUCAGGUCCUGUCCCAACACCAGCAGCUCUCCCGGACUCAAUAUCGUCCCGCUGACGUAUCUGUGGGUACCCAGAUAUCUGACGCCAAUUUGCCUCCGCCUCCUCCUCCGCUUGUUUUUCCUCGUUCAGUCUCCCCCUACGUCUCCCGCCGUAAGUCGGACGACGCCACAAGGCAACACCACCACCACGACCGACACGAUCGUCGCUUCUACAGCACACCGCAGGUGGGUCCUACCUACGCCUCAUCUACCUUCACCAGUACCACCGGAUCUUGUAGGAAGAAGAACAGCAUGUUCUUCCUAGUGUCCAAGUUGUUCGGGUCCAGAUCCGAGAAAUUGGAGCCCGAUCCCAGAAUUUCGUCUAAGGAAUCUUGCGGGCCUUCAUCGUCGACAUCAUCUUCUUCUCCCUCUUGGUUCACCACAAUCUUCGCCGGAAACCGGAGAAAGCAAUCGCGGCUGUUCGUUGUCGACGAAUCCACAGCCAACGUAGACAGAAGACCUGGCCGGAGAGCUAAUCGAGGAAUGUCGCCAGUGAGAACGACGGAUUCCGACGAAGAUGGCGAUCAACCGGUACCAUCGAGUGGCUACUCCUCGGAGGCGUGGCGUUCACCGGCGUUCGCGGUACGGCGGACUCGGCAGGGACAAAGCCGGAACCAGUCCGGAAUAGCGUUUUGCUUGAGCCCGCUGGUGAGGGCGAGCCCCAACCGGCACUGGAACCAGAAGAGCUUGCCACCGGAUAUAACGGUCUCCGGCGAUACUAGGGUGCCGGGGAAGCCUAAUCUCAAAACGGCGGCGUCGUUUUGCAAAAGCCGGUCGAGGAAGCUUGCGGAUUUGGGGAAAGUCGGCUACAACCAUUGAUUUCCUUGACCGUUGACAUCGCCUUCGACGCUGAUGUUAUCUCCUCAAAAGUACGAUUUUGCCCCUAUUCCUUUAGAUUUCCGUUUGGAAAUAAUUUAAGCGUGCGAGGGUUAAAAAACAGAAAAAAAGCUCCGUGCGUUCUCAUUAUACAAGGAAUAUCACAAAUCCAAAUUAUUGAUUUAUUUUGUGUAAUUACGUAAUUCAGAGUUCGAGUUUUUUAGCUGAA